This is a messenger RNA of Acanthosepion pharaonis, 669 nucleotides long. Lineage: Eukaryota; Metazoa; Mollusca; Cephalopoda; Sepiida; Sepiidae. The record is from the annotation of a GenBank genome assembly.
AUGUCGGGAAAAAUUCAUUUUCUCCCUUGCUCUCGCUUAUGCUCCAUCCCAGGGUACUCGCCUGGACUACUCAUACUCCGCAAUUUCUUUCUUUCUUUUUUCUUUCUUUCUUUCUUUCAUUCUUUCUUUCCCUUUUUUAUUCUUUCGCACUUUCCGAAUUUUUUCUUUCUUUCUUUUUUCUCGUUUUUUGUUGUUUCGCAAAUUUUGUAUUCUUUCUUUCUUUCCUUUUUUAUUCUAUCGCAUUUUCUUUCUUUCUUUCUUUCUUUAUUUCUUUCUUUCUUUCUUUCAUCCUUUCUUUCUUUUUUCUUGUUAUUUGUUCGUUCGCCCGUUUUGAGUUCUUCCUUUCAUUCUUUCUUUCUAUUAUUCUUUUCCCUUUCCAGUCUUUCGCACGUUUUGAGAUCUUUCUUUCUUUCUUUCUUUCUCUUCAAGUUUUUUUCUUUCUUUCAUUCUUUCUUUCCCUUUUCAUUCUUUCGCACGCUUUUCAUAUCUUUCUUUCUUUCUUUCUUUUUUUAUACUUUCGCACGUUUUGAGUUCUUUCUUUCUUUCUUUCUUUCUUUCUUUCGUUUUUUUCCUUCUUUGUUUCUUUCUUUUGCCUCCCUCCUAACUGCUCGGCCUACCAAUGUUAUAGCAUCACUUCCUUGGGGCCCCACCCUUCGUUUCUAUGCAUAA